AUGCAGUAUCUUUGGGAGUGGGAGGGUAAAGGCUCAGGGCUGAUGUCUCAGGCCUUGUCCCAGGGGCUGCUGCUGUGGCUGCUGCUGAGCAUGGGUGGAGUAUGGGCAUCGAGUGGCCCACUGCGGCCACUGUGCCAGCCCAUCAAUGCUACCCUGGCUGCUGAAAAUGAGGCCUGCCCCGUCUGCAUCACCUUCACCACCAGCAUCUGUGCUGGCUACUGCCCCAGCAUGGUGCGGGUGCUGCCAGCCGCACUGCCACCUGUACCCCAGCCUGUGUGCACCUACCGUGAGCUUCGCUUUGCCUCCAUCCGGCUCCCUGGCUGCCCGCCUGGUGUGGACCCUAUAGUCUCCUUCCCUGUGGCCCUCAGCUGUCGUUGUGGGCCCUGCCGACUCAGCAGUUCUGAUUGUGGUGGUCCCAGAGCCCAACCCUUAGCCUGCGACCAUCCCCACCUUCCAAGUCUCUUCCUUCUCUAA
Messenger RNA from Otolemur garnettii (small-eared galago), 474 nucleotides. It is a transcript of the gene LHB, whose product is annotated as luteinizing hormone beta polypeptide. The coding region runs from base 1 to 474 and encodes 157 amino acids. Gene Ontology annotation, molecular function: hormone activity. The transcript is spliced from 2 exons. The record is from RefSeq and is a predicted model, not a curated record. Gene Ontology annotation, biological process: G protein-coupled receptor signaling pathway. NCBI's taxonomy places the organism in Eukaryota, Metazoa, Chordata, Mammalia, Primates, Galagidae. Gene Ontology annotation, cellular component: cytoplasm; extracellular region.